UGAAAUGAGAUGCAGCCGCCUGCAAAAUCAUCUCGGAUUUUUGACAUUUUUACCCCAAAAGAAGAACAGAGGACGUCCAGUUUUAGCUAAAAUAUCAAGAUCUUUUGGGAAGGCAUUUAAAAGGCAUUUGAGAACAUCAUGAAGUCAUGAAACGGUGAUAUUUUUAGCUGACGUUGUCAAUUCAGUAUAUGUAGGAGUACUUUGUACAUCAACAUGCAAGGUGGGAAGUCUACAUUGACGAAUUGAUCAAAAUGGUGGAGGACAAAGUUCCGUACAGCACGCCAAAACCUGUAAGCACUGCCGGGGAUCCCAUCAUGAAGCCGGACACCAGGGAAUCAGAGACCAAUGCCCAUCAGGAGGGUACCAUGGAAAGCACCCAGCAGCAGAGUACACCAGACGAGGAGCCUGUCACCAAUUCCGACUAUGAUUUGUCAGACGAUGAGGAACUGGAAAUCACAGCCGAGGACCGCGCCUCAUUGCGCUGGUACUUUGCCGUCGUUAGCUUCCUGAUGGGUGUGGUCGUUGCUAGUUUGAUGGGAUACACCUUCUCGAUGCACUUGGCCAAUCUACAGGAGAACAGGUUGUGGUUCAGUAACAUCAUGAGUGAGUUCAAAGAAGCAACCAGGCGGACGGAACAUUUGAUCUUGGCUAAAUUUGGAAAAAGAGGUACCACGUCUCUGUAG
This is a messenger RNA of Asterias rubens (European starfish), 683 nucleotides long. RefSeq lists its product as uncharacterized. The transcript is spliced from 3 exons. Lineage: Eukaryota; Metazoa; Echinodermata; Asteroidea; Forcipulatida; Asteriidae. Bases 252 to 683 code for a protein of 143 amino acids. The record is from RefSeq and is a predicted model, not a curated record.